Messenger RNA from Cajanus cajan (pigeon pea), 765 nucleotides. Its product is annotated as actin-depolymerizing factor 5. Gene Ontology annotation, molecular function: actin binding. Gene Ontology annotation, cellular component: actin cytoskeleton. NCBI's taxonomy places the organism in Eukaryota, Viridiplantae, Streptophyta, Magnoliopsida, Fabales, Fabaceae. The record is from RefSeq and is a predicted model, not a curated record. Gene Ontology annotation, biological process: actin filament depolymerization.
UGAAUGGCAUUUGAGGAGGUAAAGUUUAUAUAUAGCCUAUAGGUAAUUCGUCCAGCUGGUGGUCUGGUCUCCAUUUACAGUUUGAAUUAGUAGGAGUAGGAGAAAAUGGCGAUGGCCUUCAAGAUGGCGACCACCGGAAUGUGGGUGACGGAUGAGUGCAAGAGCUCCUUCAUGGACAUGAAGUGGAAGAAGGAGCACCGAUACAUUGUCUUCAAGAUCGACGAAGGAUCAAGGCUCGUCACCGUCGAUAAACUCGGCGGCCCCACUGAGGGCUACGAUGAUCUCACGGCCUCCUUGCCCUCCGAUGACUGCCGUUACGCUGUCUUCGACUUCGACUUCGUCACCGUUGAUAACUGCCGCAAGAGCAAGAUCUUCUUCAUUGCAUGGUCUCCAACCGCAUCAAGGAUUAGAGCAAAGAUUCUAUACGCAACCUCAAAGGAUGGGCUGAGAAGAGCGCUUGAUGGAAUCAGCUAUGAACUCCAGGCCACCGAUCCCACCGAGAUGGGCUUCGAUGUAAUUAGAGACAUAGCCAAAUAGUUUAUACUUUAUACUUAAUUUUUUCUUCACAUCUGUUUCCGUUUUAACUUUUAAUUCAGCAGCUCCCAUCGCAUAUCUUCUCUUUCCUCGUUUUCUAAAAUAGCUUUAUCGUCUACUUCACUGGCUGUGGCUGGCAUAUUCAAUAUUCAAUGUCAUGUGUAUGUAAGUGGGACAUGUAACCUUAAAAUCUUAAUAAUAUACAAUAUCUACUGUCGUUACCCCACCCCA